GGGCCAGGGGUGGUUGAAGAGAGGCCUGAGGGCUGGUGCCCCGUGGUGGAAAGAGGAGGAUGUUGCGGAAGAGACGGGGAUGCAGAUGCAGUGUGGGUUGGCAAGUGGCAAGUGGGCUCAGCAGGAUCCUCAGACACAGUAGUCAUCUUUAGCUCAGGCUGAAAAUUUUUUGCCGCUCAGCAAACAGGGUUGGCGGAACGCAGACAACAGGCAACCAGCAACCAGCAACCAGCAACCAGCAACCAGCAACAGACAGGACAGACAGCACACAGGAUGUCAGACAACAAGCGGUUUGACGAGAACACGGUGAUCGUGGUGUUUGGGGCGUCCGGGGACUUGGCGAAGAAGAAGACGUUCCCGGCGCUGUUCGGGCUCUACAGGGAGGGCCGGUUGGCAGGGUCGACAAAGAUCAUCGGGUUCGCCCGGUCGGACCUGUCGGACCAGGGUCUGCGGGAGAGAAUCACGCCGUUCCUUUCGUACGACAAGACCAAGCAGGCGCACGUGAAGGCGCUCGAGGAGUUCCUUGCGCUGUGCAGCUACCACCGGUCCGCGUACGACAAGCCGGACGGGUUCGAGGCGUUGGAGAAGAAGGUGGACGAGCUGGACGCCGCCAGCGGGGUGGCGCAGUCGCACCGGCUGUACUACCUCGCGUUGCCGCCGUCCGUGUUCACCGUGGUGGCGACAAACUUGAAGAAGUACUGCUACCCGGGCUCCAAGGGCCACGCCAGACUCAUUGUCGAGAAGCCGUUUGGCCACGACUUGGACAGCUCCCGCCAGCUGCAGCGGGACUUGGCGCCGCUGUGGUCCGAGGACGAGCUCUUCCGCAUCGACCACUACCUCGGCAAGGAGAUGGUCAAGAACUUGAUCCCCGUGCGCUUCUCCAACACCUGUCUCGGCUCCUCCUGGAACAACCGCUACAUCGACUCCAUCCAGAUCACCUUCAAGGAGACCUUCGGCACAGAGGGCCGCGGCGGCUACUUCGACUCCAUCGGCAUCAUCCGCGACGUGAUGCAGAACCACUUGCUCCAGGUCCUCACCCUCUUGCUCAUGGACAAGCCCAAGGACUUUGGCUCCGAGUCCAUUCGCGACGAGAAGGUGAAGCUCCUCAAGGCCAUCGAGCCCAUCGACGUCCACGACAUCCUCGUGGGCCAGUACUCCCGCUCCGCGGACGGCUCCAAGCCGGCCUACUUGGAUGACGACACCGUCACCCCGAACUCCAGGGCCAUCACCUUCGCCGCCAUCGCACUCAAGGUCCACAACGACACCUGGGACGGCGUCCCGGUCAUCUUGAAGGCCGGCAAGGCCCUCGACGAAAGCAAGGUCGAGAUCCGCAUCCAGUUCAAGCCCGUCCACACAGGCAUCUACGAAAACUCCGCCCGCAACGAGUUGGUCAUCCGCAUCCAGCCCGACGAGGCCAUGUACUUGAAGAUGAACAUCAAGGUCCCCGGCGUCGCCAACCAGGUGUCCAUCUCCGAGCUCGACCUAACCUACAAGGACAGAUACUCCUCCGAGUUCUACAUCCCGCAGGCAUACGAGUCCCUCAUCAAGGACUGUCUCGAGGACGACCACUCCAACUUCGUCCGUGACGACGAGUUGGACGUCAGCUGGAAGCUCUUCACCCCGUUGUUGCAGUACCUCGAGGGCCCCAACGGCCCGCAGCCCGCCCUCUACCCGUACGGCUCCCGAGGUCCCGACGGCCUGGCCGACUUUGUCAAGAAGCACGGCUACGUCUACGAGCCUCGCGACAGGUACCAGUGGCCUCUGGCCACCCCGGAGGGCAUCAACCCAAGCAAGUUCUGAUGCCAUCCUCCUUUUAUACUCAUUUCUCCUUCAACCCCUCUAAUGAUGAACUUUCCGUAU
Messenger RNA from Pichia membranifaciens NRRL Y-2026, 1860 nucleotides. RefSeq lists its product as hypothetical. Gene Ontology annotation, cellular component: cytosol. The transcript has a single exon. The record is from RefSeq and is a predicted model, not a curated record. The coding region runs from base 274 to 1800 and encodes 508 amino acids. Gene Ontology annotation, molecular function: NADP binding; glucose-6-phosphate dehydrogenase activity. Gene Ontology annotation, biological process: pentose-phosphate shunt, oxidative branch; glucose metabolic process. NCBI's taxonomy places the organism in Eukaryota, Fungi, Ascomycota, Pichiomycetes, Pichiales, Pichiaceae.